AUGGUAUUACCGUCUAUGAAUAUGAAGAAUUCAUUACUAUGCUUAGUGGCUAUCAAUUAUUUAUCUCAUUUAGUAUCAUCAGAAGCAACAGGGUUCAAACUUGAUUUCCAAGUUAAAAGAGCCAAUUCAAAACGUGAAUUAUUCGAUCAAGAUGAAAAUCAUGAUCAUUCCCCUCGAAUCUUAACUAAAAGAGAUUCAAAUGGUUAUCUUAAUAUGGAAAUUCAAAAUGAACAAACUUUUUAUAUGGCUGCUUUAAAACUUGGUUCUAAUCAAGAUGAAGUGGGUGUUUUGGUUGAUACUGGUUCUUCCGAUUUAUGGGUCAUGUCUCAUGAUUUAACUUGUGUAGAUGCUCCUUCUCAAUCGAAAAGACAAGUUGUGUUUGAACAAGAUGAUGAAGAAUCUUCACAAGAUGAUGACUCAACCAUCCAAUACGUUGAUGAUAUUAAUGAACCUGAAAUUGACGAAGAAGAAUCAAAUGAUAACUCCUAUAACGAACAAGAUAAUGAUAAACAACUUCAAAAGAGAGAUGAUAGUGCAUCAACCACUGCUAAAAAUUGGUUUUGGCCAUUCGGUGGAGGUUCAGGGGGUGGAGGUACUUCAGGUUAUUAUUAUACUACGAUUUAUUAUACCCCAGGUGUGGGAGGUGGAUAUCCAACUCAAGCAGCUCCAACUGGAACUGAAAGUUAUCAAACCACAAACACUUGUUCUCAAUAUGGUUCUUUCAAUACCGGUAAUUCCGAUACUUGGCAACAAAAUUCAACGGCUGAUUUUGAAAUUCAAUAUGCUGAUGGUACUGAAGCGGUAGGACUUUGGGGUAAUGAUAAAGUUAUCAUUGGUAAUACCACCGUUGAUUCCUUAUCUUUUGCUGUGGUCAAUACUACCAGUUCCAAUGUCGGUGUGUUGGGUAUUGGUUUACCUUCUUUAGAAGUUACUUAUGCUAAUAGUGUGGCUGGUACAAGUUAUACUUAUCAAAAUUUACCCCUUAGAUUAAAAGCAUUAGGAAUUACGGAAAGAAAUCUUUAUUCAAUUUAUUUAGGUAGAACCAUUGAUCCAAGUGGGAAUGUUUUAUUUGGAGCUAUUGAUAAUGCUAAAAUUUCAGGAAAUUUAACUACAUUACCAAUCUUAUCAACUUCAGGCUAUAAUAUUGCCAUGAGAUCUCAAGUUCUCGUCAAUGGUAUUACUUUCUCCAAUGGUAAAACCACAGAAACUGUUAGUUCAGAUAGUUAUGCUGCUGUGUUGGAUACCGGUACCACUUUAAGUUUCCUUCCAACUGCUUUAUUACAAAGUUUAGGUCAAGCUUUAGGUGGAACUUAUAGUUCAUCAUUAGGAGCAUAUAUUUUACCAUGUACUAGUGAUCCAAAUGCUAUUGUAGCAAUUAAUUUCGGAGGAUUUAAAUUAAAUAUCCCAUUAGGUAAUUUAUUAAUCCCUGCAACUCAAUCAACUUGUUAUUUAGGUAUUUUCAGUCAAACUUCAAAUUAUUUAUUAUUAGGAGAUAUCGUUAUGAGAAAUGCUUAUUGGGUUUAUGAUUUUGAUAAUUUAGAAAUCAGUGUUGCUAAUGUCAUUUAUACAACUGAUGAAGAUAUUCAAGUUAUUGGUGCCAAUGAAAAUAUUCCUGGUGCAGUUAGAGCAGCUGAUUUUAGUCAAACUAAUUUAGGUAAAGUUGGAACUCAAACUUCUCUUACUCCAGUAAGUUAUCAAACUGGUAAAUUAACAGGAUCAAACGCUAAUACUGCAGUAGUCACCACUGUAACCGGUAAUAUCUUUAGUAAUAGCAAUAAUAAUAAUAAUCAAGCCACCACCACAUCAUCAUCAACUGGUACAUCUUCACGUUCUACAUCUGGUUCAAACUCAGCUUCAACAAAUACAGGUUCUUCAUCAAGUGGAAGUAGUGGAAGCAGUAGUACAGGAUAUCAUUAUUCUAUUCCAAUUACUUUUGUAUGUUCUUUGGUUGCUAUUUUAUCAUUUUCAUUCUUCGUGUAG
Scheffersomyces coipomensis is the source of this 1980-nucleotide messenger RNA. RefSeq names its product aspartyl protease (gene SAP9). Gene Ontology annotation, molecular function: aspartic-type endopeptidase activity. The transcript has a single exon. NCBI's taxonomy places the organism in Eukaryota, Fungi, Ascomycota, Pichiomycetes, Serinales, Debaryomycetaceae. Gene Ontology annotation, biological process: proteolysis. Bases 1 to 1980 code for a protein of 659 amino acids. The record is from RefSeq and is a predicted model, not a curated record.